AGCAGUACUCAGACAGACCUUAUGAAGUUCAAUUCUAUUCGCUCGAAAAAAAUUCCAGUUCAAAAUAUAAAAACAUGAAUUUUGUUUUAUGGCUGAUACUUUCAUUAUUAUGUGUAUCAGUUGGUGCUUAUAAGAAUGAAGGAGACGAACCAAUUCGACCGAAUAGUUCUGUUUAUUUGGAUUGUUUUGAUCCAUUUAUUCCGUGGAUUAAUCGUUUAACUACAGAAGCCAAGGAAACAUCUGCAGCUUGUGUUGCUUCUGCAGAUGCCCAAAAAGAAAGAGAAUUGGUCUCGAUAAAUCGCACCCGUUCGGAGCUAGGCUCCGAAGUGAAGAGAAUCAAAGAAACACUUUCCGCUUGUUCAGUACAAAAAGAUCACUUUGGGUAUUUUGAAUGUCUGAAAGGAAUUCUUGAGACUGAUAGAAAAAUAGUUGGCGACAUUACAAUGAAAUCAUCAAAGUAUUCUAAUAAAAUUAAGGAAAUCGAAGAACAACAAAUUAAAUGCUUCCGAAACGCAGUUUUUAAAAUUAAAGAGAAAAGUUCAAGUGCAAUUCAUAGUUUGCAGACUUGUCUAACAUCUUCUGGAGAAAAUCUUGGGGGAAAUGAUUUAAGUUCAACAACCAGAAUCGAACGGACUACAGAACCGUUUUUCCAUUUAAGAGAUAAAGGGUAUAAUAGGAUAUACCUUAAAAAAUAGAAGAACUUAAAAAAAUUUGACAACUUUUUUCACGGCGUUUUAAUGAAGCCUUAUGUUAAAGCUUUUAAGAUAAUAACUUUGUAUUCGUAGGCAUUAUGGUUGUCUAGAAUACAUUGCUUAUGGACAUCAAAUUAAAGUCAACAAAAAUCGAUCUAUAUUUGUUAGUUAGCUAGCAAAGUUUUCUUGUGUAGGUACAAUAAAAUAAGUUUGAAUCUUAUUUCAAAAUCCUUCUAUUACGUCAGGUUUUUGUCAAUUUUAA
Molecule: messenger RNA, 954 nt
Organism: Eupeodes corollae
Lineage: Eukaryota; Metazoa; Arthropoda; Insecta; Diptera; Syrphidae
Exons: 3
Coding region: 75-695 (206 amino acids)
Source: RefSeq, a predicted model, not a curated record